AAAUGGGUUCUUUAUUUUGGAAGGGUCUUUAAGCAAUGCCAUGAUGUUAUCCCACAACAACCCUUCUUCGAGGCCUGUAAGUUUGAUGUCUGCAACAUGCCAAAUAUCUCAAUCGGCUGCUCCAGCCUGGAAACCUACGCUGUGAGGUGUGCAGCAGCUGGAGUCUGUAUCGACUGGAGGAAAUCAACUAAUGGAACAUGUGAUCUGACAUGCCCUAAGACCAAAGUGUAUAAGGCAUGUGGCUCUACUAUCCAGCCAACAUGCAAUUCAAGAUACAAUGACAAAUAUGUGCAUCCAUGUCAAGGAGCACAAAUGAGCCGUGACGUUGUAUGUGACUCAUUCAUGGAGGGCUGUUUCUGCCCUGAGGGUACCAUCUUGUUCAACACAUUCUCUGACACCUGUGUUCGUGACUGUGGAUGCACAGGACCUGAUGGAAAACCCAAACAGUUUGGUGAGACUUGGUACAGUAACUGCCAGAAGUGCACGUGUAAUGCUGACACAAUGAGUGUCCAGUGUGAACCAGUGAAAUGUCCGCCCCAAGAAAUUGUUACCUGUAAGAAGUACGGUGAGGUGUUGGUCAACGAGACGGUGGACUGCUGUCAGAAAAAUACAUGUGUGCCCAAACCUGUUUGUGUCCACAACAAUACUGAAUACACGCUUGGUGAAAAUGUUCCCAACGGCACCUGUGAGGAGUGCAAGUGCGGUCCUAAAAAGGAUCCAGUCUCCAAGCUAUAUGUUGUUGAGUGUGCCCAAAUCAACUGUUACACCACCUGCCCAACGGGUUAUGAGUAUGAAGUCGUACCUGAGAAAUGUUGUGGAACGUGUGUACAGAAGGACUGUGUUGUCGGUCUCCCAGAUACCACGUCUCACAUCAUUCAGCUUGGGAAGUUUUGGUCGCCCCCUAGUGACCGCUGUGUGAAGUAUGAAUGCACGAAGACAAACAACCAGUUCAUCAUUGUGGAAUCCAAAUUGGAAUGCCCAGUGUUCCGUCCAGAGGACUGUGUCCCUGGAACUGAGAAAACUGAUGCAAAUGGAUGUUGCACAACCUGCACUUUAAUCAGUCACUGUGAUGUGAAGAACACCACCACCUACCUUGAGGUGAAUAACUGCAGGUCCUCUGUGCCGGUGGAAAUCUCAGCCUGCGGGGGAUCCUGUGGAACAUCUUCUAUGUACUCUGCAGAGAAAAACACCCUGAUGCACUCCUGCUCCUGCUGUCAAGAGAUGUCUACCAGUGAGAGGAAGGUGGAGAUGGUCUGCCCUGAUGGGAAGAAGAUCAUGCAGUCCUACAUUUACAUUGAUAAGUGUGGCUGCCAUGACUCUGAGUGUGACAAGAAGAACCACUUAGAUUAGGCCUUGACGAAUGAAGUCUUUUGAAGUGUUCUUAUUUACCUGCAUGGAAUAUUCAAUAGUUUUAUCUAAAGGGAACCAAUAGGGUCUGUCUCAUUAUCAUAUAGGCUACUUUCAUGAACUGCAUGUCCUUUCUCUCUACCUACACUAUCAUAGACAUAAUGCAAACCUAUUAAACUGAUGAAGAAGCAUGAA
Messenger RNA from Oncorhynchus gorbuscha (pink salmon), 1542 nucleotides. Its product is annotated as intestinal mucin-like protein. The transcript is spliced from 12 exons. NCBI's taxonomy places the organism in Eukaryota, Metazoa, Chordata, Actinopteri, Salmoniformes, Salmonidae. Gene Ontology annotation, molecular function: protein binding. The record is from RefSeq and is a predicted model, not a curated record. Gene Ontology annotation, cellular component: extracellular matrix. The annotation marks the transcript as partial.